AUGGCCCAGGCCUGUUUAUCCAAGAAGAUCUAUAGGUCUGUAACAAGUUUGAUUGAUAGAAGUGUUAGGGCCUUUAUUGCCCCUAUUACUGCAGCUAUAGCUUCCGCAUCGAAUACCUCUGCAUUUGUACCAAGUGAGAAGGAGUAA
Sclerotinia sclerotiorum 1980 UF-70 is the source of this 147-nucleotide messenger RNA. RefSeq lists its product as hypothetical. The transcript is spliced from 2 exons. Lineage: Eukaryota; Fungi; Ascomycota; Leotiomycetes; Helotiales; Sclerotiniaceae. Bases 1 to 147 code for a protein of 48 amino acids. The record is from RefSeq and is a predicted model, not a curated record.